AUGUUGGAUCUGAAGGCUGAGCUCGAGGCCAUGAGCAGAUACACCAGCCCGGUGAACCCGGCUGUCUUCCCCCAUCUGACCGUGGUGCUAUUGGCCAUUGGCAUGUUCUUCACCGCCUGGUUCUUCGUUUAUGAGGUAACCUCUACCAAGUACACACGGGACAUCUACAAAGAGCUGCUCAUCUCCUUGGUGGCCUCACUCUUCAUGGGCUUCGGGGUCCUCUUCCUGCUGCUGUGGGUCGGCAUCUACGUAUGA
Elephantulus edwardii (Cape elephant shrew) is the source of this 255-nucleotide messenger RNA. RefSeq names its product transmembrane protein 258 (gene TMEM258). The coding region runs from base 1 to 255 and encodes 84 amino acids. The transcript is spliced from 3 exons. The record is from RefSeq and is a predicted model, not a curated record. Gene Ontology annotation, cellular component: membrane-bounded organelle. Gene Ontology annotation, biological process: protein N-linked glycosylation. NCBI's taxonomy places the organism in Eukaryota, Metazoa, Chordata, Mammalia, Macroscelidea, Macroscelididae.